Messenger RNA from Andrographis paniculata, 1980 nucleotides. RefSeq names its product type I inositol polyphosphate 5-phosphatase 4-like. Lineage: Eukaryota; Viridiplantae; Streptophyta; Magnoliopsida; Lamiales; Acanthaceae. Gene Ontology annotation, biological process: phosphatidylinositol dephosphorylation. The coding region runs from base 209 to 1630 and encodes 473 amino acids. The record is from RefSeq and is a predicted model, not a curated record. The transcript is spliced from 7 exons. Gene Ontology annotation, molecular function: phosphatidylinositol-4,5-bisphosphate 5-phosphatase activity; phosphatidylinositol-3,4,5-trisphosphate 5-phosphatase activity; inositol-polyphosphate 5-phosphatase activity.
CUUCUUCUUUUUGUCUCUUUCUGCAGUGCAGUGCAGGCCAACGGUACAAUACUCAAAUCAGGCCAAUUGCUUUGCUUUGCUUUGCUUUGAUAUGGAUAUUGAGAGAGAGAGAGAAAACCAUGAGGAUUAUUUUAUUUGAUGUACCUGAAUUCAAUUGAACUGAACGCCUUGUGGAUUGGGUUAUGGACUGCUUGCUUGUCUUGCUAUUAUGGAGAGAAAACGCAGAGCCUGGAAAAUGAUCAAUCGCUGGUUUCUGAGGAAUAAUAAUCAUAAGAGACCCAAUCCCUUCCAGCUCGCUGCCGAAAUUUCAGAUGCCUGCGAAGAUGACGAGGAUCUAUGUUCUUCUGGAUCGCCCGCCAUGGAUCCAUGCACUGCAAAUGACGACUUAAGAAUCUUUGUGGGUACCUGGAAUGUAGCGGGAAAGUCUCCUGUAGGAAGUUUGGCUGUGGAUUUGGACGAAUGGUUGAAUCUCAGGGAUGCAGCUGAUGUCUAUGUUCUUGGAUUCCAAGAAAUCGUGCCGUUGAAGGCCAAGACUGUGAUCGGAGGGGAGGAUCCAACAGAGGCUACUAACUGGAAUCUACUCAUCGAAAAAAUCCUCAACGAUAAAUUCGGAUGCCCGUGGCUAACGUCUAUGGUGUACCCCGUGACCAGCGACAACUUCAGCCAUGUCGGCGAGCCAAGCUCGGAACCGCACCUAGCAGAUCCUGUAAAAGACCAGCAGAGCAUUGAGUUAAACAGUCGAAAUCAAUCCAGCAAGUACAAAUUAAUAGCAAGCAAGAAGAUGGUUGGAGUGUUCAUAAGUGUGUGGAUGAGAACAGAGUUGCUCAAUAAGUAUGAUGUCUCGGGAGUUAAAGUUUGCUCGGUCGGUUGCGGCAUUAUGGGGUAUCUAGGAAACAAAGGAUCCGUCUCAGUCAGCAUGUCGAUAGGCGGGACUAGUUUUUGCUUUGUGGCAGCUCAUUUAGCCUCCGGGGAGAAGAAAGGAGACGAAGGGCGAAGGAACCAGCAAGUCUCCGAGAUUUUUAGGCGAACAUCUUUCGCGAGGAUACCAGAGGACGGCCACAAGCCUCAUCCAUUAACCAUCUUAGGACAUGAUCAGGUAUUCUGGUUUGGAGAUCUCAACUACAGAUUGUACCUGGAAGACAACUUAGCAAGAGAGUUAAUAAAACAGCAAGAUUGGAGAGCAUUGCAGAAGUUUGAUCAGUUGCGCCACGAGCUAGAUCAUGGUGGCGUAUUCCAGGGUUGGAAAGAGGGGAACAUAGAAUUUGCACCUACUUACAAGUAUUCUUCUUACAACGGCAAUAGAUAUUCUGGCGGGAUGCCAGGUAGAGCUGGAGAAAAACAACGAACUCCGGCAUGGUGUGAUAGGAUUUUGUGGUAUGGUAGGGGAGUAAGGCAGGUGUCUUACAUCCGGAGCGAGAGCAAGUUCUCAGACCAUCGUCCCGUGUCAGCGCUUUUCUCUGCUCGGGUUGUAGCUAAAUCUCCAAGCAGAAUGUGCUCUCCUGCGGUGUCAACAAACUCCAUCGAAAAAUCGCCCGGCAAACCUAAAAAGGAAUUGCCUAGUGAAGAAGCUCCUCCAUCCACAUUGCUGUCAUUACUUGUCAACGAAAUUCAAGCUUCCCCGGAAAUUUGAAGAGGGUUCAGAUGUCAACUGCAUCACAGUCAAGCUUAUUGAGUGGAAUUGUGAUUAGAACAAAGAAGAAAAAAGUUUGGAGAAAAUUGUAUAUUCAUUCUCUACUUGUAAAAGUUUAGAGUAGGAAAGUGACCUUUUCUAGUUACAAUUUUUGGUUGUGUCGAUUCAUCCGAGUGAAAUGAACAUCAAGAAAAGAUAGAAAGUCAACUCUGCUUUUUAUUGCCUCAUUGGAGGUAACAUAAUCAUUAGUCCAUUAUAUAUUGAUGACUGCUACUACUGUUGUAUUAAUAUUUCUGUUCAGGGAAAUGCAUAAAAGGUUAGAUCAUCUUCUUGAGAUGAUCUUUUCUGCA